This is a messenger RNA of Boeremia exigua, 1323 nucleotides long. RefSeq lists its product as uncharacterized. Bases 1 to 1323 code for a protein of 440 amino acids. NCBI's taxonomy places the organism in Eukaryota, Fungi, Ascomycota, Dothideomycetes, Pleosporales, Didymellaceae. Gene Ontology annotation, molecular function: zinc ion binding; DNA-binding transcription factor activity, RNA polymerase II-specific. Gene Ontology annotation, biological process: regulation of DNA-templated transcription. The transcript is spliced from 7 exons. The record is from RefSeq and is a predicted model, not a curated record.
AUGUCUGCUCCCAACGCCAACAAGCCCAACGAGGGUAUCGCCGGUCAGAUCGGCAUCUCCAACGCCACCAACUAUGUCUCCGAGACCAUCCAGGGCAGCUCUGCUGAGGCCUCCGGGGCUAGCCCACACUCAACUGAAGAUGCCAAAGCUGCGGCAAAAAGAGCUAAGAUGAAGGCAAAGAAUAACCGCAACCGCAACAAGCGCCGAGAGAAUGAGAAGCUUGAGCGCAAGAAUGCCAAAAAGCAAGCUCGUCUUAGUCCUGCACAGAACGAUGAGGACAGCGCACCCGAGGCAGAGGCCUCUAAUGAUGCUGCUACCCUCACACCAGACCUGCCACCUCCCACGCCCGACCUGCCACCUCCUACGCCCGACCUGCCACCUCCUACGCCCAACCUGCCACGUCCUACCUGCUGCUCUCGAGAGCAGCACUUUGUACACCUUCUCACAAACAGGCGUGACGAUUGGGAGAGGAAGGUCAGGGAAUGGCAGUCCAGGGGUCUUAAGGACCCAGAGUAUGGCUGUAUCUGGUUCGACCUACUCCAUCCCCCCAGAAAAGCAGCCCCCAAAAUGUUUUUCACGUUUGUCUGCCCCAACAGCCGCUUGAAGGUUUCAGAGGUGACCGCGUUGACAAGGGCUGUUGCUGCGCUUAAACUUCAGCCUGCCGAGUUCCGCAAGGUUGCAGACACUUCGUACAAGUCUUCCCACGUUCACAACCUCAGCAACGAUUCUAUUGCUAUUGAUAUUAAUGAGGAGCAUAUCUUCUUUGAAACCGACUUUGAGAACGGCUCGGUCCGCAAGCGCCACCAGAGUGGUGCUGUGCCUUGCGAUCAUCCAAUCGCGGUCCAAUGCAAGUUCGGUCUGGUCCACUAUGCUGAUAAGCAGAGACCGGCUACAUCCAUUGCUUUACCCGAGGGGAAAGAAAUAUGGUUGAAGCAACGACUUGAUAAACUGAGAGCAGCGGCUGCAGCUGACAGUCAACUGUCGAAUACAGCCGAUCCAUCGAUACCGCAUGCACCUGUGGCAGAUCAGGUAUCGAACGCAGGCACCGACGCCACCGAGGAAGUCAUCACAGUCGAGAUGCGCAGUAACGCGCAGCCUGAAGCGCAUCCUGACGCGGUCGCCUUCGCCGCCCCCAGCUCAGAGCAGCCGCGUCGACGCCUACCACCUGGAAAUAUGCGCACCCGUUGCGAUGCAUGCUGUAAAAGCAAGAAGGGAUGCAUCAUCCCAAUUUCCAUUACUGGCGACCGCGGGCCUUGCGAACGGUGCGUCGAACGCGGCAUAACCUGCGAGUACCCCCCAUCUGUGACCGCGGGGAAUGCAUGA